This is a messenger RNA of Balaenoptera acutorostrata (minke whale), 2495 nucleotides long. It is a transcript of the gene SPRYD3, whose product is annotated as SPRY domain containing 3. The transcript has 10 exons. NCBI's taxonomy places the organism in Eukaryota, Metazoa, Chordata, Mammalia, Artiodactyla, Balaenopteridae. The record is from RefSeq and is a predicted model, not a curated record. Bases 99 to 1448 code for a protein of 449 amino acids. Gene Ontology annotation, molecular function: protein binding.
AAAGGGGCGGGCCUCGGGGAGCGUAGGACGGGCGGGGACCCGGAUGUGUGUGGUGGCGGUGGCCGAAGAGCUAGUGAGCGGAGCUCAGAGGCCUAUGGAUGAGGAGGACGCGGCGGCCCCGGUUUGUUCUCAUGAACAAGAUGGAUGACCUCAACCUGCACUACCGGUUUCUGAAUUGGCGCCGGAGGAUCCGGGAGAUUCGAGAGGUCCGGGCUUUCCGAUAUCAGGAGAGGUUCAAGCACAUUCUUGUAGAUGGAGACACUUUGAGUUACCAUGGAAACUCUGGUGAAGUUGGCUGCUACGUGGCUUCUCGACCCCUGACGAAGGACAGCAAUUAUUUUGAGGUGUCUAUUGUGGACAGUGGGGUCCGGGGUACCAUUGCUGUGGGACUGGUCCCUCAGUACUACAGCUUGGAUCACCAGCCUGGCUGGUUGCCUGACUCUGUAGCCUACCAUGCUGAUGAUGGCAAGCUGUACAAUGGCCGGGCCAAGGGCCGCCAGUUUGGGUCAAAGUGCAACUCCGGGGACCGGAUUGGUUGUGGCAUUGAGCCAGUGUCCUUUGAUGUGCAGACUGCCCAGAUCUUCUUCACCAAAAAUGGGAAGCGGGUGGGCUCCACCAUCAUGCCCAUGUCCCCCGAUGGGCUGUUCCCAGCAGUGGGCAUGCACUCCUUGGGUGAGGAGGUGCGGCUGCACCUGAACGCUGAGCUGGGCCGCGAGGACGACAGUGUCAUGAUGGUGGACAGUUAUGAGGAUGAAUGGGGCCGGCUGCACGACGUCAGAGUCUGCGGAACUCUACUGGAGUACUUGGGCAAGGGCAAGAGCAUCGUGGACGUGGGGCUGGCCCAGGCCCGGCACCCGCUGAGCACCCGUAGCCACUACUUCGAAGUGGAGAUCGUGGACCCUGGAGAGAAAUGCUACAUCGCCUUGGGGCUGGCCCGAAAGGAUUAUCCCAAGAACAGGCACCCUGGCUGGAGCAGAGGGUCUGUGGCUUAUCAUGCAGAUGACGGGAAGAUCUUCCAUGGCAGUGGUGUGGGGGACCCUUUUGGGCCACGCUGUUACAAAGGGGACAUCAUGGGCUGUGGAAUCAUGUUCCCCCGGGACUACAUCUUGGACAGUGAGGGUUUUCUUCACUCGGAAUGGCAAGAUCAUUGGGAAGAAGGAUGCUGUCGUACCUUCUGGGGGCUUCUUCCCCACAAUUGGGAUGCUGAGCUGUGGGGAGAAAGUCAAAGUGGAUCUGCACCCCUUGAGUGGCUAGGCCUUCUCCCCUGGACCUGCUCCUUCUCCCUCUCCUCGCCCUUUGCAGAGCCAGGUACCCCGUUCCUGACGCCCCGAGGAUUUGCUUACCCAGCAGGCCCCAGGGGGUGUGUUGUCCCUCUGCCCUACCAGAUCAGGCCCCUGCCAAGCUCCUCUGUGCCCAUGUUUCUGACCUGGUGCUGCCCCUGUUGUUAGUCCUUGGGCGAGAGUUCCUGGCUGGACAGGAACCAGCCCAAAGGAUGGUGUUGCUUCACGGGUGGGUCCCACUGGCUUUGGCCGUGGGCUCCCGCAUGCCCCUCCCACUCUGGCCCGUGUGAGGGGAGAGGAGUGAGCGCCCGUCUCAGCUGCUGUUGGGCGUGAGGCUCGGCAAGGGUGGAGCAGGACACCCCCUCCUCUGUUUACCACAGGGUUCCUCUUCUCAUCUUCUUUCCUGUUCCCUGUCCUUGUCGUCGUGUGAAGCAGUUGCCGCUGUCAUCCCCCCCCCCCUGGCUGGGCUAGGGGGGUGCUCUCUUGGGCCGUCUGUCUCCUUCCACUGACUGGUGUCCCGAGAAGACUACUCGAGGGUCUCCGUUCUUUCCCCUGCGAGCCAGCUUCCUCCCUCACUGCCUGCUCAGGCACCACAGUCCCCCCGAGAAUCCGAGUCUCUGGCUUCCCCCAGCUGUACACACGUAGAUGGUGUCCAUGACGUGUUUGAUGGGGUGAGAGGGGGGCUGUCAAAUCGGGGGACUGGGGCCUUUGCUCCUGUCUCCCCCUUGCCCUCCCUGGCUCACCUGUGGCACCCGUCUCUCGUUCCUGGGGAGGCAGGCGGAGACUCUGGAGCCUGUCUCUCCCACGUGGUCAGGGCAGGACCCCAGAGCCCUAGCGAGAGCCCGAGGGCACGGGCCCACGCUCCCCUACCCUGCCUUGCCCCCGCCCCUGCUUGCUGCCUGUGCCAGUUGCCUGUUUUGCUUCAGUGUUUGAUUCUAGCACUUAACGUGUCCUCCCGCACCAAGCCCUCCUGUCUCCUAGCCCCUUGACCCCUGUCCCCUCCUCAGUGACUUCUGGGAGAGAGAGGGAGCAGGAGCAGGUGGCCCUGGUUUGGGCAGAGUGGGCAGGGCUUUGGGAAGAGGGGCGAGGUGUUGUGCUGCUGGGGCCUCCCCUUUGGCCCUCCCUUCAGGCCCUGCACUAAGAUGUAUGAAAUGUAUGUACAGACCAGAGAUGUUUAUACAGCCAAUAAAGAUGGAGUUUCCAUAUUUAUCAGUA